Messenger RNA from Menidia menidia (Atlantic silverside), 1768 nucleotides. The record is from the annotation of a GenBank genome assembly. Lineage: Eukaryota; Metazoa; Chordata; Actinopteri; Atheriniformes; Atherinopsidae.
AUGGUUGCACUUUAUUUCCCACUGCUGUUCCAGUCCAGUAAGCCCAGUCAGAGGUCUGUGUCCGCUCUUCUGUUAAACUUGGCUGUGGGGACCAUGUGGAAACUUGUCUCUGGGGCUCCGGCCACAGGCCCCGUGUUUCUCUCUGGUCAGACUGCCGACAGCGUGUUGCGGAGACACAAACGUUAUAACACCGGUAUAUUUGAAGAGCUGAUGGAGGGCAACUUGGAGCGAGAGUGUAUAGAAGAGAAAUGUGACCUGGAAGAGGCCAGGGAAACCUUUGAGAAUGAUGAAAAGACUAUGGAGUUCUGGGCUGGAUAUACAGAUGCAAAUCAGUGUGCGUCCACCCCGUGUGUGAACCAGGGCUCAUGCAACGACCACCUCGGCUACUACACUUGUACCUGUGUGUCCGGCUUCACUGGCAUGAACUGUGAGAUCGCCAUAGCAAAAAGAUGUGAUGUGAACAAUGGAGAUUGCAUGCACAUCUGUGAGCCAAGUCAAAUCUAUGGGGCGAAGUGUGUCUGCGCAACAGGAUACAAGCUGCUGCCGGACGGCUUAAGCUGCGAAGCAGAAGUUGAAUUCCCAUGUGGAAGAACUGCACUGACAACGAACAAUGCUUUGAAAAGGUCCCUCUCCCACAAUGAGAGCGCAAUCCAAGAACCCAACGGCACAUUAGCAACCAACAGGACCUCCACCACCCCCCCUCCUUCAACAGCAGCCGGGCCCACAGAGCAGGUUACCUCCACUGUCAGUAGAUCUCGAAAGAGACUGCCUCUGUGGAAAUUAAGAGAACUUGAAGUCCCCUCUGUGGAGUCCCAUGAGAGUUUAAAACGCAUCGUUGGUGGGAGCGAGAUCGUUGCAGCUGAGAUUCCCUGGCAGGUUGCACUGAUAGCACAUCCCAGUGGUCUUUUAUUCUGUGGGGGCUCCAUCCUCGGAGCGCGUUGGAUUAUUACCGCUGCACAUUGCCUGGUGGACGCACAAAAAUCCUUCUUCAUCAGAGUGGGGGAGCAUAACAUCAACGUUAAAGAGAACACAGAGCAAGAUUACGAGGUGCUGGAGCACCACGUCCACCCGCGCUACAACGCGAGUCUCAGCUUGUACAACCACGACAUCGCCCUGCUCCAGCUGAAAAACCCCAUUAACUUCUCCGCCAGCGUGCGGCCCAUCUGCCUGGGACCCACGGCCUUCACCGAGGCCCUGGUGAAGGCCUGGUCCCCGGCCACGGUCAGCGGCUGGGGCCGCACGCGCUUCAUGGGCCUCACGGCCGAGGCGCUGCAGAAGGUGGAGGUGCCCUUUGCUGACCGGACGGAGUGCAAGCGCAGCAGCAGCUCCAGGAUCACCUCGUUCAUGUUUUGCGCCGGGUACUACGACGAGAAAAAGGACGCCUGCCAGGGGGACAGCGGGGGGCCCCACGCCAACCGCAUCCACGACACGUGGUUCCUGACGGGCAUCGUGAGCUGGGGGGAGGAGUGUGCCAAACAAGGGAAAUACGGAGUGUACACCCGGGUGUCUGUUUAUUACCACUGGAUCAAUUAUGUCAUGGGCUUAAACAGACACAGGCUGGCUUCUGAUGUGGAAGACCUCGAAGACUGAUUUUGAACUAAAAAUAAUACUUUUGUACAAAUAGAAUGUGUUGUACAGCUCACCAUUCUUGAGAACAUACACACUGAUUUUCUACUAAAUGCUUGUUUGAAGACAUCCACAUGCACUACUCAUAUCUGAACAUGAAUAAAGGCUACAAAAUCUGAAAGAUUAAAAAAAAAAGAAAAAA